Molecule: messenger RNA, 6312 nt
Organism: Amaranthus tricolor (Joseph's coat)
Lineage: Eukaryota; Viridiplantae; Streptophyta; Magnoliopsida; Caryophyllales; Amaranthaceae
Product: jacalin-related lectin 3
Exons: 9
Coding region: 3231-5048 (605 amino acids)
Molecular function (GO): carbohydrate binding
Source: RefSeq, a predicted model, not a curated record
CCCGAAAAUAAUUUCUUACCCGAAAAAAAAAAAGAAUAAAAAGGAAAACUGGACAUGAAAGAUUUAUGAUUAUAGUGAGGAGAUUCAGAUCCAUGAACGCCUGAGAAAGAGAUCGUCGUGUUUUCCCCUUUUUUUCACUGACAUUACACUUUCGAUUUCUAUCUAUAAACCCUAAAUUUGCUUACUUUAUUUGAUAAUUCUCCAUUUUUCUUCACUUCUUCGUAAAUUUCUUCAGCGAAAUCGAAAAGGUAUAUGGCUUUUGGAUGGCCGCAUAUUAUGCCAAUUGAAUCAGGACUUUGUCCUUCUUCUCAACGGAUCGUAUAUCUUAAAGUUAUUAAUGGAUUAUUUCUUGUUGUUACUCCUACUCAUUUGGAGCGUUGGAGUUCUUCUCAGCUAUGAUUGGGGCAUACUCUAGGGAGAAAAGAUGGGCUGAAAUAGUUUGAUUGUUUGGUUCUAUGAUGCAAGAGGGUAAUUUUCCCGAUGAAUUUUUAUUUUCCAAGAUUUUACAAGCCUGUGGGAAUCGUGGCGAUUUUGAGAGUGGAAGGUUGAUACUUUCGUUGGUGAUUCGAAGUGUGAUGAGUUGUCUUGGCGGAUUAAUAAUGCUUUAUUGGCAGUGUAUGCUAAAUGUUGUAAAAUGAGUUUGGGACGAGAAGGAUAUUGUUUCUGGAAAUCCAUGAUAUCUGGAUGUUGUCUAAAAGGCGAGAAUGGUGAAGCCCAUAGGUUACUAAAAAUGAUGAGUGAAGAUGGUAUUGAACGCAGUUUGAUAACUUGGAACAUAUUAAUUGCGGGUUACAAUAAAUCAGGUGAUUGUGAUAUUGCAAUGGAGCUCAUGAACAAGAUGAGAGGUUUUGGAGUUACUCCUGAUAUCUUUACCUGGACCUCACUUAUCUCAGGCUUUUUACAGAAUAAUAAGGUAGUAAAGCAUUAGAACUCUUCAGGGAGAUGUUAGUGGUAGAUGGUGGACCCAAUGAGGUUACCAUAGCUAAUGCAGUUUCUUCCUGUGCAAUUGUUACAUCUUUAAAGAAGGGGAGAGAGCUUCAUACGCUUGCAGUUAAAAUGACUUUCUAUCAAUGUUCUGAUUGGAAAUGCUCUAAUCGACAUGUAUUCAAAAUGCGGGGAACUUGAAGCUGCACACAAGGUCUUUGAUCUAUUAUCAGAAAAAGAUGUGCAUACAUGAAAUUCAAUGAUAGGAGGCUAUUUUCAAGGUGGUUACUAUGGCAAAGCACAUGAUUUGCUCUUAAACAUGAAGAAAUCUGAAAUAUGACCUAAUGUUGUGACAUGGAACGUGAUCAUUUCUGGUUUUAUUCAAAAUUGAGAUGAAGAGCAAGCCAUGGAGCUCUUUCAGAUGAUGGGUAAACAGGGGAUAGUAAAGCCAGAUACUUCAUCUUGGAACUCUCUCAUGUCUGGUUAUCUACUGAUGGGUUGCAAGAACGAGGCACUUAUGGUUUUUCGACAGAUGUAGUCAUCCGGUUAUCGGCCUAAUCCAGUUACAAUAGACAAUUUUACCUGCUUGUGGUAAUCUACUAGCAGCUAACAAGGUGAAAGAAAUCCAAGCUUGCGUGCUGCAUGGAAAUUUAGAUUCACGUAUUGCCAUCUCAAAUGCAUUCAUUGAUGUUGAUGGAAAAUUUGGCAACCUUGCAUACUCAAGGUCUGUGUUUGACAGUAUGUCAGCAAAAUGUAUCAUCACUUGGAACUCAUUCAUAGCUGGUUAUAUUACGGGUGUUGUAGUACGAUUACGGGUCGAACCACGAGGAGGCUUUGUUUCGAGAGUAAUUUAGUUAAUCAAUCACUAUUGAACAACCAAUAAUUAAAAAAAAUACUGGCAGAAGCAUUUACAAUCGUCCUUUUUAGAAAAUCUCCCUGACUGCUACUUUUCCCUGGAACUUGUUGAAGAAGCAAUUGCAGAUUGGAAUCUAGUACUACUGCUGUGCUUGUUCCUCAUCAAGAUGCUAGUUUCUUCUGGGACCCAAACCUUCAACAAGUUCUUAGUGGAGUAAGCUAAGUCAUUCAUGCAUCAGAUGCUACAAAAUGCUUUUGCAUUUGUCUUUCAAUGGUUUUCUUGGGUAUUCCACACUGUAAUGUAGAUUUCUUUUUGUGAUCUUUACUUGCAUUAUUGAUUUUAAUAAUCUAAGAUGAUUCUGGCUUUUUUUUUUUUUUUUUUUUGUGAUUUAUUAAUCAUCUGAAAUGAGCCAUAUUAGUGUUUUGGUUUACACAAGACAACAAGAUCUUAGAGGUUCUUCUUUAGUUUUUUUUAUAUUCUUUUUACGAUUGGUAGGAAUAUUAUCUUUUUUCUCUGGAAUUUAUUGAUAAUAUAAAAUUUGUUUGAUGUUAGUCAAAAACAGUAAAGCUGUUUAUCAGCUCCUAGCUGCACGAGAAUCAUCAAUUCAAUAAUUUUCCUAGAUUUCACGUUGGUACAACAUUUCAUUAUCUCUAUUCUCAAUGCUAUGUUUGGAACAAUGAUUUCAUACAGAAAUUUAAAAUUGGCUCAAAUUAAGUAUUUGACAAAUCAAAAAAAUUCAUUUGGAUUUGAGCAAUUCUACUAUUGUUUUAAAAGUAGUUAAAAAUUGAGAAUUUGAGAAUGACUUCCCAAACGUAUUUAUGAUUUCAUAAUUGAAAUCUACAAUUUAAAAUGAAUUACUUGUUCCCAAACACAGCCUUAAGGGUCUCCCACUUCGGAAGGGUUUGAGGGUUGGAUGUUAGGAAAGAGGACUAGUUGGUUAUCACCUUUUGGUUCAAAGAGCUAGCAGAAACUGGGGAUUCUUUCAUAAGAAGCUCGAUUCUUUUAGCGUAAUAACUACUGUUUUGGAAGAACUGAUUUUGAUUGCUGCACUGCAAAUCGAAUUACAAGUGGCUUGUUGAAUGACAGAAUGUGCUUAUUGUUUGGCUUGUUGAGUGACUAAAUAUUGCAUGCUUAUCGUUUGGCAUUAUACAAUUAGAAAUUUGGGAAGAAAAAAGAUGACCGUUCUUAGUGCAGGGUUCUUCUUUAAUCAAAGGAAGCUCCUGUGUUGGUUCUUUAGGAAUCUGAUGCUCUUACUUUCAGUCUCUCUCUCUUUUAAAGUGGAUGCAAGGAUAAGCUUCUUCGUCAUAGUUUUGAAUUGUUUAUGCAAUUCUCCAUACUGGAAUCCAUUCUAUUGGCAUUAUAAAUUCUUCUAUAUGCAGCUAAGAGACCAAACACCAAUUCAUUGACAGGCUGAUUUUUUUAUCUUCUGACAGUUAAUAUAGGUUGGAAAAUGGAUAGUGAGAAGAAGCCAAUUUCUGUUGGGCCAUGGGGUGGUCAAAGUGGAUCUAAUUGGGAUGAUGGAGUGUACACAACUGUGAGGCGAAUGCUAAUAACUCAUGGAGCUGGUAUUGACUCCAUUCACAUUGAAUAUGACAAGCAAGGAUCUUCAGUGUGGUCAGAAAAACGUGGUGGAUCUGGAGGAUAUAAAACAGAUGAGGUCAAACUUGCAUAUCCAGAUGAGUUUCUGACUUCUGUCCACGGUUACUAUGGUCCCUUAUAUCCUGGUGGGCCUGUGUGUGUUCGAUCGCUGACGUUUGUCAGCAAUGAAAAAGCCCAUGGGCCGUUUGGCGUCGAGCUUGGAACAUUCUUCUGCUUCCCGAAGAUUGGAGAGAAAAUUGUUGGUUUCUAUGGUAGAUGUGGUUGGUUCCUAGAUGCGAUUGGAGCAUAUUUAAAGCCCGUGGAACAAUCAAAUGUGCCUAAAACAAUGGUUUAUUCACAAAAUUGUCUUGCUAACGGGGUUGAGAAAUCUGGUUACUCGGUAAUACAUGGAAGUUUAGGGAAAGAUUAUGACAUUGUGCUUGCUAUAAAGCAGAGGGAUAAUUUUACCAAUGUUCCUGCUCCGCCAAAGAUAAGGGAGAUUGACACAAAUACUUCACCAUUAACAUUCUCUAGACAAAGUUCACGUUCAGAUUGCUCCGAUAUGGAAGGUAAAGAAAAGAUGUUUGCUCAUCCUCCCCUUGCCGAGCAAAAACCCACUGGCUUUGUGACUCAUGGACCCUGGGGUGGCAGCGGAGGAACUACCUUUGAUGAUGGAAUAUACACAGGCAUCAGGCAAAUUAUCUUAUCACGAAAUGUUGGUAUUGUCUAUAUGAAAGUGUUGUAUGAACAGAAUGGGGAAGUUGUAUGGGGAAGCAGAAAUGGAGGGACUGGUGGAUUUAAAAGAGACAAGAUUGUGUUUGAUUAUCCUUACGAAAUCUUGACACAUAUAACGGGAUUUUGUGGCUCGACGAUGAUCAGUUCUACAAUCAUUAAAUCACUCACAUUCCAUACCACAAAGGGAAAAUAUGGACCAUAUGGUGAAGAGCAUGGUGUGCCCUUCACCUCCAACAUAAAGGAAGGGAUGAUUGUAGGCUUUCAUGGGAGAAAAGGACUUUUUCUAGAUGCCAUUGGGGUUCAUGUUAAAGAGGGUAAAGUAACCCCACAAGUGCGCCCUCUUUUGCCUUUGGAAGACAAAAAUAUUAGCAAUUCUGAUACUGAAGGAGAUCCUUUGUGGCCUAGCAAACAAAUUAUUGAUAGAGGAGCAUCAAUUGAAGAGGCCACUUACAAGAUUGUUAAAGAGCCCGCUCCUUGUGGACCUGGACCCUGGGGUGGUGACGGAGGGAAACCAUGGGAUGAUGGAGUUUACACUGGAAUCAAACAGAUUUAUUUGACAAAAUCCGAAGUAAUAUGUUCAAUACAAAUUGAAUAUGAUCGGCAUGGACAGUCAGUUUGGUCUGUGAAACAUGGCGGCAACACUGGCACCAAAACACACAGGAUAAAACUGGAGUAUCCACAUGAAAUGCUUACAUGUAUAUCAGGUUAUUAUGCUUCAGUUAAGGAUGAUAACUGCAAAGUGAUCAAAUCAUUAACGUUUUAUACUAGCCGAGGAAAGUACGGUCCAUUUGGUGAGGAAGUAGGAACGUACUUCACAUCAACAACUACUGAAGGAAAGGUGGUUGGGUUCCAUGGAAGAAGUGGCUCAUACUUGGAUGCCAUUGGAGUUCAUAUGCAGCACUGGAUAGGAAGCUACAAACAGGCAAAACCUUCGUUGUUCAAAGUCUUCGGUUAAAGUGAGUGUAGCAAUUUUAAGCGGACAUAAUCUGCAAUAGUCUCUGCAAUAAUUCACCUUGGUAAUACCAUCAUUGCUCAUUGUUGCAAUGAUUGUUUUCUAGGGAAGCUGUUGAGACGUUGGAUUCACAUUUGAGUUUUUCUUCUUAGGGAGGUAUAAUUCGAAGGAUAAUAUUUUUCGUGAAAAUAGUUUUCUGAAAUGUUAUUUCUAAUAAACAAUACAAAUGAUAGUUUGAUUGAAAAGGAGGUUGUGGGAGUGGAAGAAAAUAAUUUUUCCUUUAAAUUUCGAUAGAAAAUUAUAAGGAUAGAUUUGUUUACUAAAUGGUUUGGUUCACUAAUAUUUUGCGCCUCACAAAAAUCAAAAAUUUAAAUGAAUUAAGCAAAAAAAUUUUUAAAAAAAUCAAAAAAUAAGCAAUGGGGAAACUUAUUUCUCAAAGAAAGUAUUUUUUUCCCAGAGUUGAAAUUUGGGUUGUUCGUUGUUACUAACGGCGAACAAAGAGGGUUGGUUAAAAGAAAUAUCAAGUUUGUUCGCUGUUACUCACAGUGAACAAAAACAUUGAUUUUUUUUUUACCAAGUUUUUGUAGUAAUUGCAAACAAAGGAAAUCUGGUCAAACAAGGUCACGCCUUUGUUCGCUGUUAGUAACAGCGAACAAAAAUUUGACCCUGGUAAAAUAGUGCUUACUUUAACAAAUAUUUUAAAACAUUAUUUAUUAUUUGACUUUUUAUAUUAUUUUGCUUAUUUAGUUUAAAUUUUCUCAAAAAUCCUCGAUUUAUGCCAGAAAACUAUUGAUCUUUCUACUCAACACUAAGAAGCACCAAACAGUAAAUAAGUAUAUUAUAAUCUCUUUAGUCUCCAUUGGGUUUUGUCAAACCCAAUUGGAUAUUGGAUUUUUGUCAAACAUGGCCCGUAUCAUCACACUGGAUUGAGUUUGCAGCUAGGCACAUAAAAUAAAAUGAAGCAAACCCUGUUUUUCAGUUAAGAACUAGGUAUGGACUUCACUAGAUAGCAAGAUGAUUUCUACCUUCCAGUUUGCGUGCAACUUUACUAGAUAGCAAGAUGAAGACUUGAUCGGGUCUAUAAAUACAGGAUUGCAUCUGAUCCGAACUUCGAAUGCUCCUCUGCUUGCUUUAAACAGCCGGUCUUAUGAGAGAGACGUGCCUAAUCCAUUAAAGCCUAUUUAUUGUAUCCUUAAUGCCUACUUAGAUCACCUUUAAUACCUACUUAUUGUAUUCUUGAUGCCUAGACUACUUACUUAUCCUUAAA